UUCCAAAACACCGGCUAAAUUUCAUUCAAAAAUAAAUAAAAAAAUCAUGGAAUAUCCCGGCGAUGAUCCAAGUGCUCACAACAUUGAGAAGCUACUCGUUUGCGUCGACUAUCCCGGAAAGGUCUUGAAUCCAGAAAAGGCAAUUGCGACACUCGGUGGCAUUGAUGAAGUCUCAAAAACCUUUAACAACGAGAAAAAGCACUUGGAAGUGCGAUUCAAUCCAGAAAAUGUCUAUUGCCGCAAAGCCACGGGAGAAAAAGUCUCCGGCACGGGAAUGCUCGUGAAAGUUCGCGUAAAGAAAAAUCCAAAAACUGGCACAAAAGAAGUCAAAGAAGCCUCAAUUAUGGGAAUUACUCAAGAAACACAUCAAUUUAACAAUUUAAUGGACUACAAUUACAUCCCGCUGCAAAAAGUCAAAGGAAAUUUGGAGUGUAUCUACAACAACAUCGUCCCCUCAGGGAUUUUACCCUCAAGUUACAUCGAAGAAAACAAAAACGUCCCAUUAUUCCUGCCACCGCCCGUUUUCUCACGCAUCGAAAUCCCCCAAACUGGCCUUUUCAAGAAAAUUGAAGCUGGCACCUCUGACACGACAACGUCAAAGGACGAAAAUGUGAUUGGCGUGAAUCGAAGUCGUCGAAAAAAUUACGCGACUUGCAUGAGGUUCACAAUGACGGAACCAAUUCCGGCCAAACCUCACAACUCGGCUUUCGAUUCGAUCACCUUGAAAGUUGUGAGUCAGGAAAAAAUCGAUGCCGUCAAAGAAACGUUCAAAACGCGACCAAUUUGGACACGUUUAGGCCUCAUUGAGAACAGCAAAGUGAGUGCUGUUGAUGUCAAAACCAUUCUUCCCAUAGUCGCUUAUUAUUACUCUUCGGGCCCCUGGAGACCGUGCUGGGUGCGUUUCGGCUACGAUCCACGCGAACAUUUCGAGGCGCGCAAAUAUCAACCGAUUGACUUUCGGUACAAAGGAAUUUCCGUGACAAAACGCGAAAGCAAGACGAAAGAAAGUGUCGACGGAAAUGCCUCAAUUUUCACGGAGGAAACAAUUCCCGACACAAAACUCACUUUUUACCAAUAUUGUGACGUGCAAGUGCCAAAAAUCCAGGAAAUGUUGGAAAAUAUGACGUCGCAUGGUGUGAAAUGUGACGAAAAACGGGGCUGGUUACCGCAAGGGUUUCAAGAUGAGUGCCGCGAAAUCAUGGGAGAGAUCGUUAAAAAUAAUUUUAUGAGAGUUUACCAAAGAGAAUAUAUCGACUAUGAAUCUACGAUUGCCGAUGACGACUUGGACGAUGGUGACGAAGACAUGGAAGAAGAAGAAGAUUUGCCCGAAUCCGAAAAAAUGGAAGAUUAAAUAAAUUUUUUACACUUUUUCGAAAAAUACCUUU
Messenger RNA from Culicoides brevitarsis, 1385 nucleotides. RefSeq names its product general transcription factor 3C polypeptide 5 (gene l(2)37Cd). The record is from RefSeq and is a predicted model, not a curated record. Gene Ontology annotation, molecular function: RNA polymerase III type 1 promoter sequence-specific DNA binding; RNA polymerase III type 2 promoter sequence-specific DNA binding. Gene Ontology annotation, biological process: transcription initiation at RNA polymerase III promoter. Gene Ontology annotation, cellular component: transcription factor TFIIIC complex. Lineage: Eukaryota; Metazoa; Arthropoda; Insecta; Diptera; Ceratopogonidae. The coding region runs from base 47 to 1351 and encodes 434 amino acids. The transcript is spliced from 2 exons.